Messenger RNA from Xenopus laevis (African clawed frog), 491 nucleotides. RefSeq lists its product as uncharacterized. NCBI's taxonomy places the organism in Eukaryota, Metazoa, Chordata, Amphibia, Anura, Pipidae. The record is from RefSeq and is marked provisional.
CACAGGCAGAGAUGUCCAGAGAGAGAGAAGAGAGUAAGAGAACCUGAUAUUUAAGGGGAAGUAAAGAACAAGUAAGAAUUUCCCCAACUGGGUGCUAUAUAGCCAAGCAUAUGUGUGAGCAGAAAGAAAAAGACUAAAUAUUAAGGAGAUUGAGACCCCAUCAAGGAUAUCAGAGUUCAUAAUGCCUUUCCUAUCUCUAACAUGGCUUCUGCUGGUGAGUUUAAAGUGCCCUAUGCUGGGGCAGAGUUGUGACAUGCCAGAGGGAGAUCGCCAGCUUCUUCUGGCCAAGGUAAAGGAACAAAUUAUAGAAGCACUUGGGUCACCUCCACCUCUGUCCAAUGAUUCCUCCCCAACACUAUCUGCCAAUAUCCAGGGGCCAGUGCAGAGAAUGCUACACAAGAGACACAGCAAGAGCCACCAGGACAAAGUGGAGGAUGUCUCGCAGGUUAUUCUCUUCCCUUCCUCAUUCAGCUUCGGACCUGCCCAUAAGG